This is a messenger RNA of Spinacia oleracea (spinach), 2055 nucleotides long. RefSeq lists its product as uncharacterized. The transcript is spliced from 7 exons. NCBI's taxonomy places the organism in Eukaryota, Viridiplantae, Streptophyta, Magnoliopsida, Caryophyllales, Amaranthaceae. Gene Ontology annotation, biological process: protein transport. The record is from RefSeq and is a predicted model, not a curated record. The coding region runs from base 203 to 1732 and encodes 509 amino acids.
UCAAUACAGCAUCCUCAUCUAAGCUUUCUUGUUCCUUAGAUAGGAUCCUUCGUUCGUAAGCAACAUUAAAACUACUCCACUAUCCCCCAUAUCAUCCUAAUUAAAAACCUCAUAAUCCCCCCUUAAUCCUCCCUCGGAUUUCACACGGUUAAUUUAUAUCUUGAUUGGAUUAUUGGCUUGAACUCGAUUUCCCCCCCUGAUCAUGUCGAUGCUUGAUUCUUUCUUCGCCAAGGGAUUUAAAGGCUCUAAAUGUAAAACGUUACUGAAACUUUCGAUUCCGAGAAUAAAGUUGCUGAGGAAUCGGAGGGAGGCUCAUAUUAAGCAAAUGCGUAAGGAUAUUGCUAAGCUUCUUGAGACUGGUCAAGAAGCUACUGCUCGCAUCCGGGUGGAGCACAUUGUAAGAGAAGAGAAUAUGAUGGCUGCACAAGAGAUCAUCGAAUUGUUCUGUGAGCUUAUUGCAGUCCGCCUUCCGAUUAUCGAGUCUCAGAGGGAAUGUCCACUAGACUUGAAAGAGGCCAUAUCUAGUAUUUGUUUUGCCGCACCGAGAUGUGCAGACUUGCCUGAGUUGCUGCAAGUUCAGAUGUCAUUUGCUUCCAAGUAUGGGAAAGAAUUUGUUGCGGCUGCUACGGAACUUAUGCCAGAUUGCGGUGUUAAUCGGCAGUUGGUAGAGUUGUUGUCUGUCCGUGCUCCUUCCCCUGAAAAGAAAUUGAAGUUGUUGAAAGAAAUUGCAGACGAGCAUGAAUUAGAAUGGGAUCCGUCUCCAUCUGAGUCUGAACUUUUUAAGUCCCAUGAAGAUUUACUGAGUGGAUCAAUGCAAUUUGUCAGUGGCUCUAAAGUUCCACUUCCUAAAGAGAAGCAUGAUGAAGUUAUACAAUCUACUUCGGUUCAAGGCGUUUCUGAGCUUUCUGAUUCUGAAGAAAGCUUUGACGAAUUAGAAUUUCCCGAAGUUCCCAAGGUAUCAUUGAGGCCAAGUGCUGAUGCAGAAGUACUUCCGGCACCACCACACCAAAGUGAGAUACAUUCUUUCCCGUUGCAACAGUCUAACAUCGAUCCUGAGGACAACUUACGGUCUAUCAAGCAUGAGUCGCCCAAGUCUUCAGUGACUCCUGGGGAGAUUAAACAGUUUUUGCCAUUCAUUUCACACCCAUCCUCUUUGCCAUCAGCAUCACUUCCUGUUAAAGAAAGCAGUUCAUCCCCACCUCCUUCAAAGGUCAAACGUGACGUUGACUUUGAUUUUCGUGACGUAUUGGCUGCUGCAAUGGCUGCUGCUGAUUCUGCUGAACGUGCUGCAGCAGCUGCUCGCUCAGCUGCUAGUCUUGCAGAGGCCAGAAUUUCUGAACUUUCCAAGAGUAAGAGUGGCACCCAGUCCCCUGAUAGUGAUGCUGAAAAUCCAUUUCAUGCUAGUAGCGGUAAUCUGUCAGCUGCAACUGAAAAAUUAAAGCUGGAUGACAGAAAUGCUUCAGGUGAUGACGAUGUUUCCAAGCUUUGGAUCCCUGGUGGAGACUAUGGAGAUGACGAGAAUUCGAAUGGUUUAAGACAUGCUACUAGUGAUGAAACUAGACUGGAGUCUGAAUCUUUCCCUCACGGAGACCAUACUUUUAAACCAGAGCUCCCACACCAUCAUCAGCCUCAAAGGAUACCAUCAAUGGAUGAUGAUCCGGAAUACUCAUAUCCUAACCUGUUUUCUUCACACAGUUUUGAAGACAACUCUCAACCAAGGCAUGGGUCUUGAUACUCUUAAAUGCAUAUGAACGAGAAUUUCAGUCUUGCAACUACCUUCGACAUCUUAUGCCUGCUUAUUAUUUCUUAUUCUUACACUUUCUCUCAUGUUUCUUUCAUGAUCCAGUUGUAAAGUAAUGUGUGCUGUCACCCAAGUGACGACUAAUGGGUUUCGUUAAUGCUAUAGCCUAUAAAUCUUCGUUGCUUCUGCUGUGGAUGCCUGAAGAGAAACUUCACGUUACAGUUCUAUAAUUAUGUACAGUAUCUGUAUGCUACAUGUGGAUUGAUUUUGGAUUUGUGGUGUUCAGGAAAUGGUAUCACAGAGUUUCAGUAUUA